Messenger RNA from Apis cerana (Asiatic honeybee), 756 nucleotides. It is a transcript of the gene Obp4, whose product is annotated as odorant binding protein 4. The record is from RefSeq and is a predicted model, not a curated record. Lineage: Eukaryota; Metazoa; Arthropoda; Insecta; Hymenoptera; Apidae. Gene Ontology annotation, molecular function: odorant binding.
UACCUCGAUGAUGCUUUAAUAAACCAUAUUUCCUAGAGAUAAAAUUACGUAAAUCCAUUAUCUAAGACAUCAAUUUUCUACACCUUAGACUUAAUAGAGUAUAAAUAGUAGAUCGAAAACCGCUGUCUAGUUAGUCGAAGAAGUUGCUCGCCUAAAUCAACUUCCUUUAACGCAACUUUUUGUGCGAAAGAAAAUUGUAUUUGAAAGAAAAAAGACAAAGAAAAAAAGCAAAUAUGAAAAUCACAAUCGUCUUUCUUCUCUGCAUAAUAUAUUGUGCGCUGGACGUUCGCGCAGACGCGAUAGCACUUCUAUGUUCGCAAAAAGCAGGCUUCAAUCUUCCCGAUCUGAAAAGCAUAUACGAAGACAAGAGCGAGGAACAAAUGAAGAAGCUUGGAUGUUUCGAAGCCUGCGUAUUCCAAAAGAUUAAUUUGAUGGACGGUAAUACUUUCAACGUAGAGGAACUCGAGUCUCGCAUUCGAGAACUAACACCCGACAGCUUUACAGAGGAUGUACACGAAAUUAUCGAGCAGUGUAUUAGCGAAGCUGCAGACGAGGACGAAUGCGUGGUUGCCCGAAAAUAUACCGAUUGUGCUUUAAAACAAAUGAAAUUCCUUGAUUCUGAAUUAGAAAAUUUAAGUAAAAAUUAAAGUGUAAUAACUAAUCGACUACUUGGAUGAUCGCAAUCGCAAGAUCGAUCGAAAUUGUACUUAAAUUAGUUGGUAGAAAUAUCAAAUAAAACGAAAAGCAUGCAACCAA